AUGCCUCGAGCAUCUGAAGCAUCGAGUACAAAUAUCAUCGCUUUAAUUCCAACUUCGAGUUCGACUGCAGCAGUAACAAAAGCUAACAAAGUCUCAAAGAAUGCCAUUCACCAAUGGAUUUUAAUCCUAACAUUCAGCCGAAUGGAUUUCCGUUCUUUGCUCCCCA
Messenger RNA from Paramuricea clavata, 166 nucleotides. The record is from the annotation of a GenBank genome assembly. NCBI's taxonomy places the organism in Eukaryota, Metazoa, Cnidaria, Anthozoa, Malacalcyonacea, Plexauridae.